Glycine soja is the source of this 1700-nucleotide messenger RNA. RefSeq names its product putative disease resistance RPP13-like protein 1. The transcript has a single exon. Lineage: Eukaryota; Viridiplantae; Streptophyta; Magnoliopsida; Fabales; Fabaceae. The coding region runs from base 159 to 866 and encodes 235 amino acids. The record is from RefSeq and is a predicted model, not a curated record.
GAAAAGCAGGUAAACAUGAUAGGGAGGAGGACCAAUGACAUACAGAAGCUUUUUCAACUGAUGUUAGUCAUUCAUGUGCCGAUUUAUCCACUAUGGUCAUUGGUCACCUCUAUGUUCACAUUGGAAAACAAGUGUUAUGAAUAGGGAGGAAGAGAACAAUGACCACGUUACAAAAUUCAAUCCGAACUACUUUCUGCUCUUUCCUGCAGAACAUGGCCGAAUAUUUUGUCUUCGAUAUUGCUGAAUCACUGUUAAGGAAGCUUGCUUCUUCUGUUUAUGAAGAAGCUUCUCGAGCUUAUGAUCUGUAUGAGGAUGUGAAAGGCAUCAAAGACACUUUGUCAAUUGUGAAAGGUGUGCUGUUGGAUGCUGAGGAGAAGAAGGAGCACAAGCAUGGGUUGCGCGAAUGGCUCAGGCAGAUUCAAAAUGUAUGCUUAGAUGCUGAAGAUAUCUUGGGUGGAUUUGAGUGCCAAAACCUUAGAAAGCAAGUUGUCAAAGCAUUAGGCAGCACAAGGAUGAAGGUAGGCCACUUCUUUUCUUCGUUCAAUUCUCUUGUUUUCCGUCUUAGGAUGGCUCAUCAAAUAAAAAAUGUUAGACGUAGAUUGGAUAAGAUAGCAGCUGAUGGGAACAAGUUUGGUCUUGAGAGGAUUGAUGUUGAUCACAGACUUGUGCAAAGGAGAGAAAUGACUUAUUCCCAUGUUGAUGCUUCAGGGGUGAUUGGAAGGGAUAAUGAUAAGGAUGAAAUUAUCAAGCUUUUGAUGCAACCUCACCCCAAUUGUGAUGGCGAUGGAGAUAAAAGUUUGUGUUAUUCCCAUAGUGGGUAUUGGAGGCUUAGGGAAGACCACACUUGCAAAGUUGGUGUUCAAUGAUAAUAGGAUGGAUGAACUUUUCCCAUUGAAGAUGUGGGUGUGUAUCUCCGACGAAUUUGACAUUAGGCAGAUUAUAAUUAAAAUUAUCAACUCCGCUUCUGCUUCAGCUCCAAUUAUUGCUCUUUCUCACCAAGAAAACAUUAAUAGCUUCGAUAUUGAGCAGUUACAAAGUCGUCUUAGACACAACCUUUCUGGAAAGAAGUAUUUACUAGUCAAUGGAUUCAAGGAGCUGCAGACACUUGAGGGACAUUGUUAAUUUUAAAUUGUCAUAGUUUUCAGAUUCUUCCUCAGUGGUUGACAACAAUGACUCAUCUUAAGAUACUCCAUAUUGCUAACUGUCCUCAGCUGCUGUAUCUCCCAAGUGGCAUGCAUCGCCUCAGCGCCCUGGAAGAAUUAAGCAUAGAUGGUUGUCCUGAAUUGUGUCGAAAAUGUCAACCACAAUGUGGUGAGUACUGGUCCUUCAUCACUCACAUCAAACAGUUAAGAUUGCACGAUUAGUAAAGCUAAAAUGCACACCAUGGAGACCGCAAUUUAAAUUCUGAUCAUGAAUGAAAUAUUAUUUUGCUUCUAAAAUUUUCAAUUUAUUAAAAACAAAAUUGGCAUGGGGCAAAAGAAAUUAACGGUUCAUCAUUUGUAUAGCCAUUGUAGGCAUUUGCAUUUCUAGCGUUUGUCUCUUGAAUACUUCAAGUAUUAGUUUUAGAAAGAAAAAGCAUCAUUUUAUAUAAAUUCUCAUGAUGACAGAGGGGCACUUCACAGAAUCCUCCACCUUCAGCUUUUGUAAUCUGUCCACUAAUUUGAGCUAAAUCUAUUUUCUUUUCAUCCUUUCCUUUUUUA